UGUUAUUAUUUUAAAAUUUCGAGCGGUCAAGAUGCUAGAACAAGGUAUCUGAGCUUAACGUGGUGGCCGACACUACAUUCUUCAUGCAACCCGGUCCUGGGCAAUAGUUUCCAGUUCCUAGUCAUCUUUUUCAUGUCUGCUUCCAAGUCCCGACGUAGUAUGUUCUUCGGCCUUCCUCUUUUCCGUUUCCAUUCGGGAUUGCAAGUUAGGGCUUGCCUCGUGGUACAAUUUGGUGAUUUCCUCAAUUUAUAUCCUAUCCACUUUCAACGUCUCUUCCUAACUUCUUCUUCAGCUGGAAACUCGUUUGUCUCCACCCACAGUAGGCUGUUGCUGAUGGUAUCCGGUCAAUGGAUAUUGAGUAUCUUGCGUAGAAAAUCGUUUAUAAAUACUUGUACCUUUUUGAUUAUGGUUGCAGUAGUUAUCCACGUUUCAGCUCAGUACAGUGUAACUGUCUUGACGUUCGUAUUGGAGAUUCUGAUUUUGGUAUUAGUUGACAGUUGUUUUAAGUUCCAUAUGUUUAUCAAUUGUAUGGAUGCAGCUCUUGCUUUGCCAUUCCUUGCAUUUACUUCUGCAUCAGAUCUUCCUUGUUCAUCAAUGAUGCUUUCCAGGUACGUGGAAGAUUCCAGCUCUUCCAGAGCUUCUCCAUCAAGAGUGAUUGGAUUGCUGUUCUCCGUGUUGUAUUUGACAAUAUUGCUUUUUCCUUUGUGUAUGUUGAGGCCUACUGAUACAGUAGCUGCUGCUACAUUGUUUGUCUUGACCUGAAUUUGCCCGUGUGUAUGAGAUUGAAGAGCUAGGUCAUUUUCGAAGUCCAGAUCGUCCAAUUGCGUCCAACAUGUCCAUUUUAUUUCAUGCUUCCACUCAGACAUCGAAGUCUUCAUAAUCCAGUCAACCACCGGAAGAAAGAGAAAGUAGGAGAGUAGGCAGCCUUGUCUGACUCCGGUCCUUGCUUGGAAUGCGUCUGUCGGCUGUCCUCCAUGCACGAAUUUUCAGUGUAGUCCGUUGUGGUGUCGAAGAAGUUUCCACAAGGUCCUCCUAUCUACACUGUCAAAUGUCUUUUCAUAAUCAAUGAGGUUGAUGUACAAUGAAGAGUUCCAGUUAACUGAUUGUUCAACGAUGAUCCGUAGUGUCGCAAUCCGGUCUGUGCACGACCGAUCCUUACGGAAUGCAGCUUGUUGAUCUCGAAGUUGUGCGUCUGCUGCGUUUUUCAUCCGGUUCAGCAACACUGUUAAAGACUUCUACUGGCAUUCGUAGUAGUAUGAUGCCUUUGUAGUUCUCACAUUUGCUCAGAUCUCCUUUCUUUGGUAUCUUGAUGAGAUAUCCUUCUUUCCAGUUCAUCGGCACUUGUUCUUCCUCCUAAACCUUCCUGAAUAGAACGUGGAGCACGUUUACUGUCACUUGUAUAUCUGACUCUAGUGCUCUGACUGGUAUAUUGUCAGGUCCUACUGCUCUCCCACUCUUUAUUUGUCUGAUGGUCAUCCUGAUUAAUUUCGACCGUUGGUGGAGUGACAUCGAUAGAAAGAUAUGUAGGUGCAGCUUCGAUAUCCGGUGGAUUCAAUGAAGCUGGUCUAUUCAAGAGUUCCUCGAAGUGUCCCAUCCAUCUGUUCCUCUGUCCUUGAAUUUCAGUGAUUGGCUUGCCUUCUUUGUCUUUGAACGGUCUCUGUGGUUUGCUAUAUUUCCCAGACCAAAACAUGGCACAAGUCCAUGAAGUCACUGACAAAGGAACAGAUGGAUGGGACACUUCGAGGAACUCUUGAAUAGACCAGCUUCAUUGAAUCCACCGGAUAUCGAAGCUGCACCUACAUAUCUUUCUAUCGAUGUCACUCCACCAACGGUCGAAAUUAAUCAGGAUGACCAUCAGACAAAUAAAGAGUGGGAGAGCAGUAGGACCUGACAAUAUACCAGUCAGAGCACUAGAGUCAGAUAUACAAGUGACAGUAAACGUGCUCCACGUUCUAUUCAGGAAGGUUUAGGAGGAAGAACAAGUGCCGAUGAACUGGAAAGAAGGAUAUCUCAUCAAGAUACCAAAGAAAGGAGAUCUGAGCAAAUGUGAGAACUACAAAGGCAUCAUACUACUACGAAUGCCAGUAGAAGUCUUUAACAGUGUUGCUGAACCGGAUGAAAAACGCAGCAGACGCACAACUUCGAGAUCAACAAGCUGCAUUCCGUAAGGAUCGGUCGUGCACAGACCGGAUUGCGACACUACGGAUCAUCGUUGAACAAUCAGUUAAGUGGAACUCUUCAUUGUACAUCAACCUCAUUGAUUAUGAAAAGACAUUUGACAGUGUAGAUAGGAGGACCUUGUGGAAACUUCUUCGACACCACAACGGACUACACUGAAAAUUCGUGCAUGGAGGACAGCCGACAGACGCAUUCCAAGCAAGGACCGGAGUCAGACAAGGCUGCCUACUCUCCUACUUUCUCUUUCUUCCGGUGGUUGACUGGAUUAUGAAGACUUCGAUGUCUGAGUGGAAGCAUGAAAUAAAAUGGACAUGUUGGACGCAAUUGGACGAUCUGGACUUCGAAAAUGACCUAGCUCUUCAAUCUCAUACACACGGGCAAAUUCAGGUCAAGACAAACAAUGUAGCAGCAGCUACUGUAUCAGUAGGCCUCAACAUACACAAAGGAAAAAGCAAUAUUGUCAAAUACAACACGGAGAACAGCAAUCCAAUCACUCUUGAUGGAGAAGCUCUGGAAGAGCUGGAAUCUUCCACGUACCUGGAAAGCAUCAUUGAUGAACAAGGAAGAUCUGAUGCAGAAGUAAAUGCAAGGAAUGGCAAAGCAAGAGCUGCAUCCAUACAAUUGAUAAACAUAUGGAACUUAAAACAACUGUCAACUAAUACCAAAAUCAGAAUCUCCAAUACGAACGUCAAGACAGUUACACUGUACUGAGCUGAAACGUGGAUAACUACUGCAACCAUAAUCAAAAAGGUACAAGUAUUUAUAAACGAUUUUCUACGCAAGAUACUCAAUAUCCAUUGACCGGAUACCAUCAGCAACAGCCUACUGUGGGUGGAGACAAACGAGUUUCCAGCUGAAGAAGAAGUUAGGAAGAGACGUUGAAAGUGGAUAGGAUAUAAAUUGAGGAAAUCACCAAAUUGUACCACGAGGCAAGCCCUAACUUGCAAUCCCGAAUGGAAACGGAAAAGAGGAAGGCCGAAGAACAUACUACGUCGGGACUUGGAAGCAGACAUGAAAAAGAUGACUAGGAACUGGAAACUAUUGCCCGGGACAGGGUUGGAUUAAAAAUGCUGGUGAGCGGCUUAUGCUCCUUCACGAGGAAUAACAGGCGUGAGUAUGUACGUAAUUAAGUAAGUUAAGAAGUAAAUAUAUAUAUAUAUAUACCGAUUUGUGAUAGACCACACUGUAGAAAUAUGAAUGCAGCCAUUUGUAACGAGCGAGAUGCCAGAUGGGUUAUUGUGGACGAGGAGUGAUUUAUACACGAUGACCUAUAUGAGCGAUAACUGGUCAAGGAAGUGUAUUCAUACCAGAAGAGUGACAACAUUA
Messenger RNA from Schistosoma haematobium, 3504 nucleotides. Its product is annotated as Laminin subunit gamma-1. The transcript is spliced from 2 exons. The coding region runs from base 2446 to 2889 and encodes 147 amino acids. The record is from RefSeq and is a predicted model, not a curated record. Lineage: Eukaryota; Metazoa; Platyhelminthes; Trematoda; Strigeidida; Schistosomatidae.